Molecule: messenger RNA, 1596 nt
Organism: Drosophila albomicans
Lineage: Eukaryota; Metazoa; Arthropoda; Insecta; Diptera; Drosophilidae
Exons: 2
Coding region: 878-1405 (175 amino acids)
Source: RefSeq, a predicted model, not a curated record
GCUCUUUUUAAAGCUUACUUUGUGUUUAUAAAUUUGUCAGCAGUUCACUUGGACGAUUACUGUGAAGAGUUUGUGUCAUAUCUGUAGUUUAUUAAAAUAUAAAUAAAUAUUACAAAUAAUAGAAAAUUGUGCAAUGGAUUCCGAUACAAAUGAAUGUUUAACGCCUAAGAACAAUAUUUUGGCUAUUGGAGAUCAAUUCCCAAGAAACCCACAUAAGAAAAGAGAUAGAGCAAAACGUGAUUUCAAUGCGGAGUUCACAAAAAGAUUAUCGCAACUUGUCAUGGGUGAUCCGAAUGUGAUUGCUGAGGAUAAGUUCGUUAUGGAUGAAAUAUAUUUGAAUAUUGUCAAAGUCGACGAUCUGACCCAGCAUUAUGUGUUUAGCAUUAAUAAAAACACGACCGAUAAGUGGAUGUCUCAUGUUCAGCUAAUUGAUGUCAAGUACGUUUUUCGUGCUAUAAAAAAGAAACUAAGCAACGAGAAAUGGAUUUCAGAAUAUGUGAUGGAAAAAACCUUUGACAACAAAGACACUAAGCGUUUUAAGGUCGACGAUAUGGUUUACCAAGCAAAGAGUGACAGUAUUAAGGAACAAAGAAGGCAAAUAUUUAACUAUGUUUGCUUUCUGCAACAGGAAUUUCGGAAGCAGAGGAAGCUAUUACCUGCCACACAGCUGAUUAAAAUGGUAUUGAUGACUAAUUUUGUGAUUGGACAAGCUUACAUUCUUCCCAUAGCGAAAUACGAAUACGUGAAUUUCAUCAACCAAAAGCUUAAAAGCUUUGUGUUUGCUUAUAAAUUUGUCAGCAGUUCACUUGGACUUGCACUGUGAAGAGUUCGUGUCAUAUUUGUGGUUUAUUGAAAUAUAAUUUAAUUUUACAAUAAAAUGGAAAAUUCUGCAAUGGAUGCAAGUGAACGUUUAACAUCUAAAAGCAAUAUUUUGGCUAUUGGCGAUCAUUUCCCAAAAAACACCAAUAAGAAAAGAGAAAUAACAAAAUGUGAAUUCAAAUCGGAGUUCCCAAAAAGAUUAUCUCAACUUGUCAUGGGCGAUACGUAUGUGAUCGCUGAGAAGAAGUUCGCUAUGGAAGAUCUUCUGAUGCAUAUUAUUAAAGUAGACGAUCUGACCAAGCAUUAUGUGUUCAGCAUUAAUAAGACAGACGAUGCCUGCAUUUCAUAUGGCCGUACAAUUGAUGCCAAGUCCGUUCUUCGUGCUACAAAGAAGAAACUCAGCAAUGAGAAAUGGAUUUCAGAGAAUGUGAUGGAAAAAACCUGUCAAAAGAAAGAUGCUACGCACUUUAAGGUCGACAAUACUGUUUACCAAGCAAUGAGCGACAGUCUUAACGAACAAGCCCAUCAAAUAAUUAACUAUGUUUGCUUUUUGCAGCAAGAAUUUCUGAAGCAGAGGAAGCCUUAAAUUGACUAGAUUUUUAAAUUAAAAUGGUAAUAGAUUGUAAUUCGUAAGUAAUAACACAAACUGUAAAUGCAAUAAAAUAUAUUUUUUAAUUAUUUAUAUAUCAAUGUUUAUAUUAUAUCCUUAGAGUAUGCCAACUUCAAAAGCUAUUAUAUUAGAAUAUUGAGUGAAGCAUAUUUGAAAAAGUAUGUUAA